Molecule: messenger RNA, 591 nt
Organism: Polychytrium aggregatum
Lineage: Eukaryota; Fungi; Chytridiomycota; Chytridiomycetes; Polychytriales
Exons: 5
Coding region: 22-591 (189 amino acids)
Source: RefSeq, a predicted model, not a curated record
UCUGUCGAGUGCAACGACGCCAUGUCCAUCAGAGACUUCAUCGAUCACCGGAAAAAGUCGGGCCUAUCAUGGGACGACUUCAAUGCCAUCCGAGCCAAGAAGGAUGACAGCGACUUCAAUGAAGACCAGAUGAUAAAGUAUCGAAAGAAACUGGACCAGGAACGGCAGGCCAAGCUGGACUCGCGGGCCAAGGAGAAGAAAGAAAAGUCCAAGAAGAGCAAGAAGAAGAAGGACAAGGACAGGGACCAGAAGAAGAAAAAAUCCAGUAGCAGCAGCAGCACCAAGAAGCGAAAGAAGCACGACAGUAGCGACGACUCGAGCGACGACUCGAGCGAUGACGAGCGCCGCGAGCGACGGCAUGGCAGCUCGGAUUCGGACGAUGAGCCCCGCAGACGAAAGCAGCGAGAGGCCGCUGACGACUCGGACGAGCACCAGAGACGCAGAGAUGCUGUCGAGUCUGCUGAUCGCCGCGAUCUCAUGAUGAGCACCGCCGUCACGACGACCACGACCGUCGUCAACAUCACGGGCACGACGGACAACAUGGCGAUCGCCAUGACAAAAGCGAACCGUCCAGGCGCGAUGACCCGAUAG